AACACCCCAAGUACGGCAAGGCGAACCGAAGACAGGUAGAAACCGGAUACAUCUAGGAUUGUCGGAGAUCCGUUGACGCCAAGAGUUGCACAAAGCAAAACUUGUUUCCAGAAUCAUGCCGUCGGCUACAAAAUCCGCCAAAAAGCGCAAGGCCGACGACGGCUCGGCCGUGGCGGAAACGUCGGCGGGUCCGAUGAUUACGCCUUCGUCGCACACGCCCAAGCUCGAUACGAGUAAGUGGCCGUUACUGCUGAAGAACUAUCACGAACUCCACGUGCGCACCGCGCACUACACCCCGCUACCGACCGGCAGUAGUCCGCUCGCCCGCACCCUCGAACAGCACUUGCAGUACGGAGUCAUCAAUCUCGACAAACCCGCCAAUCCGUCCUCGCACGAAGUUGUGUCCUGGAUUAAACGCAUUCUGCGAGUCGAGAAAACGGGACAUUCCGGCACGCUGGACCCCAAAGUUACCGGUUGUCUCAUUGUGUGUAUAGAUCGCGCCACCCGACUCGUCAAGGCACAGCAGAGUGCCGGUAAAGAGUAUAUCGGCGUUGUGCGUCUGCACGCUGCCUUGGACGAUCCCAAGCAGCUCACGCGAGCGAUUGAAACCACACUCACCGGCGCGCUAUUUCAACGACCGCCCCUUAUUUCGGCCGUCAAACGACAAUUGCGCAUUCGAACCAUUUACGAUUCCAAGCUCCUCGAGUUCGACGGCGAACGAAACCUAGGUGUCUUUUGGGUCAAGUGUGAGGCCGGAACGUACAUUCGUACCCUCUGCGUGCACGCGGGACUCUUGGUCGGUACCGGUGGUCACAUGCAGGAACUGCGUCGCGUUAAAUCCGGUGUGCUCGGGGAAGAAGACAAUCUCGUCACGCUGCACGACGUUAUGGACGCACAGCACGUGUACGACACCACUAAGGACGAAACCUAUUUGCGCCGGGUGGUCAUGCCGCUCGAGACUCUCUUGACCAACUACAAGCGUAUCGUUGUGAAAGAUAGUGCCGUCAACGCAAUCUGCUACGGUGCCAAGUUGAUGAUACCCGGUUUGCUGCGCUUUGCCGACGAUAUCGAACUCAAUCAGGAGGUGGUACUCAUGACGACCAAGGGCGAGGCUAUUGCCGUGGCUUUGGCGCAAAUGACGACGGCCGUCAUGGCCACAGUGGACCACGGAGUCGUGGCCAAGAUUAAGCGGGUCAUUAUGGAACGCGAUGUGUACCCGCGUCGAUGGGGUCUCGGGCCCAUGGCGCAACGGAAGAAGAGUAUGAUCAAGGAAGGCAAACUGGACAAGCACGGCAAACCCAACGAAAAGACGCCGUCGAACUUUUUGGAUUCCUACAAGGAUUAUUCGAAAUCCAAACCGCCCGUAUUGGAUGGUAACGGUGAACCGACCACGCCGGGAUCCGCAUCCGUCGCCUCCAGCAACGGAGAUAAAAUGGAAGUCGACGAAUCGGAGAAGAAACGACCAUCCUCGCCAAAAUCCGAGGAUGAUGACGAUGCUCCCCAGAAAAAGAAGGAUAAGAAAGACAAGAAGAAGAAAAAGGACAAGAAAAAGAAGAAGGAAAAGGAGUAGAGGACGCCUUGUUUCCUGCUACUAGUAUAUCUUCCAGAGAAAUCUAAACUAAUCUUUUGAGAAAUUUGUAUGCAUUCGCGUACAUCGAAAAGUUGACAAGGGGUCAUGCAAUGGGUCCGUUGCUGGCAGCAGUUGCGAACGAGUAGGCUAGAACAGAAUUUUUAAAUGGUAUGCUCUUAAGAUUAGGUA
Messenger RNA from Phaeodactylum tricornutum CCAP 1055/1, 1759 nucleotides. RefSeq lists its product with no specific name. Gene Ontology annotation, cellular component: box H/ACA snoRNP complex. The record is from RefSeq and is a predicted model, not a curated record. NCBI's taxonomy places the organism in Eukaryota, Bacillariophyta, Bacillariophyceae, Surirellales, Neidiaceae. Gene Ontology annotation, biological process: mRNA pseudouridine synthesis; snRNA pseudouridine synthesis; rRNA pseudouridine synthesis. The transcript is spliced from 3 exons. Gene Ontology annotation, molecular function: RNA binding; pseudouridine synthase activity. Bases 116 to 1570 code for a protein of 484 amino acids.